CCCACACCCAUAUCUUAUCUUCAUCUCUAAAAUACGGAUCUGGACGGGAUGUAAGAAAGUGCAAGAACAAAAAGUGGAUGACAUGGGAUAUUGUUAGGCAUCAUUUAUUUGAAAAAGGUUUUGUGGAAGAUUAUUAUGUAUGGGAGGCACAUGGGGAGCCACAUAAAUCAAAUGGAUUAGUUUAUUUGGAUGAAAGUAGCUCAUCUCAUGGCAAUACAUCUGAAGGGCAAUAUGAUCCGUACAAAUCAAUGUUUGAAGAUGCAAUAAGGAAUGAACUCCCAACUAGAUUUGAUCACGGUGAGGGUGCAGAUGAACCUUGUCCUAUCACAACACAAAUGUACGAAAUGUUGGAUACAAUGAGUCAACCGUGUUUCGAUGGCUGUCCCAUGAUGCAGUUGAGUGCAAUGACAGAAAUGCUGAAUAUAAAGACAGAGAUGCAUUUAUCAGAGGCUGCGACGGGUAGAAUUUCUCAAUUCGUAAAUAGGUUUUUCCCGUCAAGCAUCCCAAACAAACCAAUUCCAAAUUUCAACAAAAUCAAAAGAAAACUAUCUGUGUUAGGAAUGAGCCAUCAAUCCAUCGACUGUUGCCCGAACGGGUGCAUGAUAUAUUGGAGAGCACAUAGUGAGUUACUGGAGUGUAAAUUUUGCUCAACUGCAAGGUACGACAUUAGCAACCAGUCAAAUAAAUGUAUUCCACUUGCAAAAAUGGAGUACUUUCCUCUUACUCCUAGGCUGCAACGACUCUAUGCUUCAGCCACCACAGCAGAUGAUAUGAGGUGGCAUAAAUUUCACCACAGAGAGGAAGGAGUAAUGCGCCACCCGUCGGAUGCAAAGGCGUGGAUUCAUGUUGAUAAUGUUUAUCCAGAGUUUGUUGCAGAUCCGAGAAAUGUGAGACUUGGUCUAUACACAGAUGGGUUCCAACCUUUUGGUCAAUUUGGACAACAAUAUUCAUGUUGUCCUGUGAAUGUGACACCGUAUAAUUUGUCCCCAGGUAUGUGUAUGAAACAAGAAUUCUUAUUUUUAACUAUAUUAGUUCCCGGACCCAGGAAUCCAGCGAAAGGGAUCGAUGUGUACCUGCAACCACUGGUAGAGGAGCUUAAGGAAUUGUGGGAGGUUGGUGUCAGAACAUAUGACGCAGUUUCAAAGCAUAACUUCAAUAUGAGAGCGAUUUUGCUAUGGACGAUUAGUGAUCUUCCAGCAUAUGCCAUGCUAUCAGGAUAGACAACAAAGGGAAAGUUUGCAUGCCCAUAUUCCAGCAGUCCAACACCAUCCAGGGUGCUACUUCUAAAGAAAAAGAAGUUCUAACAUGAUUCCGGCAAAAGGAUUUGGGGCUGCCAUGCUAAAUAGGACAGGAGCUAACAAAACCCAAGAAAAAACCGGCAGCACAAGCAUCUCAAGACAACCAGCAAGUAACGGUCACUCAAGGUCAUCUACCCCGUUUGCAGUGAACAGAAAAAGUACAUCCUGGCCAGUGGGGAAAAAUAGGCAAAUUCUCCAACCGCCUCCGUCCCAAUAUAGCCAAUCUGAUGGUCUGAGACAUACGAAGUCAGCCACAAAUAACCAACAACGUGUGAUUGGGACACACAAAAACCUUGAACCAUUAUCUAAUGAGAGUAACUCAUCAACACUUGAAACUGGUGAGGAUCCACUAGAAGACAAUGCUGCCACACGCAUUUCAAAUGAAGAUAUCGAAGAGGAUCCCAAAGAAUGGAAGCCGGAAGUAUACGCUCAUCUUAAUUGGGGGGAAUCACCUUUGGACCCUUUCAGACCUGUAUCAAUUGCACAAUUUGAAAAGCCCAAUGUUGGUGUAAAUGCAAUCCGGAACCUAACAAACAUAGUUAUUUACCCAAGAAGUUUGAAAUUCCAGAGAAUUGUGGGUAAACAGAUCAGAUAUAAUUUGCACCCGGCAGGCCAACAUUGGAAAUGGGUUCCAGAGAGGACAAAGAAGCUUUAUUGGGAUCAGUUUCAGUUGUGAAAGAAUAUAUGAGGUCUGAACAAUUCAUAAGGGCAUCUAAGUCCGGUAAAAAAACGCAUGGCUGGUGGGGAUAGGUGCAAGCAGUAUGGGGGAUCCCGAGCUGUUGUUGAUGUAGCUACACAAGAGUUGAGGGCCACAGGCAAAGAAAUAAACCCCGUGAAGAUGUAUGGUACAUAUCACCCAGACAAAAGGAAGAAUGGAAAGCUUAUUACUUGUGCUUCACACGAUGUGAUAAAGGAAGUUUUGAGUAAACUGUACGAUGCUUGUCAAGAUGGUAGCCAACAACAAUCUGAACCUUCAAGUCAAGAGGAGAGCACUAAAACUCCUAGUAUCUCUUCAGCUAAGUUAUCUUCAAGAUACUUGGAAAUUGUUGGGUGCAACAAGAAAAGAGUUCUUGGAACGGGCAGUUAUUCAAAGGCUUUCCUUCAUCGAGUUAAUGCUUGCAAUGCAGAAUGCUCAUCUUCAUCAAGAGCUCGUCGGUUGAAUGAUUUUUGUGUUUUUUGGGAUGCACGCAUGAGGGAGUUCUUAAUUUCAGAAGGUGAUCAACUCCCCCCUGAAAUGCCAAUUGUGGAUGACAUUAUUCAAGACGAGGAACCUGACUCACAGCCCAAGAGCAUUGAACAAACGCGGCUGCCAUUUUUGAAAUCAAUGGGGAUCGAUGCAUCAACUUUCUUUGCCACAUCAGAAUCCUCUAAAGAAUCCAUGGACUCUCUUGAUGAAUAAUAUCUCUCAUUAGCCUUUCAAAAAAACUCUCUUGAAUUUUUUAAUGUGUUUUUUUAAUGUUACAUUUCACUAUGGAUUGAUGAAUGGUGAAUGUUUAUUUAUUAGCAAGCUUUUGACCAAUACAUAAAAUAUUAUGUGUUGAAAGUCUACUGAAUGUUUUGUUAUUUGCAUUGAGAAUUUAG
Molecule: messenger RNA, 2879 nt
Organism: Cuscuta europaea
Lineage: Eukaryota; Viridiplantae; Streptophyta; Magnoliopsida; Solanales; Convolvulaceae
Source: the annotation of a GenBank genome assembly